This is a messenger RNA of Myxocyprinus asiaticus (Chinese sucker), 2716 nucleotides long. RefSeq names its product tubulin alpha chain-like. Bases 122 to 2473 code for a protein of 783 amino acids. Gene Ontology annotation, biological process: DNA integration; mitotic cell cycle; microtubule cytoskeleton organization. The transcript is spliced from 4 exons. Gene Ontology annotation, cellular component: microtubule; cytoplasm. The record is from RefSeq and is a predicted model, not a curated record. Lineage: Eukaryota; Metazoa; Chordata; Actinopteri; Cypriniformes; Catostomidae. Gene Ontology annotation, molecular function: DNA binding; GTP binding; structural constituent of cytoskeleton.
UGAUUUUGGCUCACAUUUAACAAAAACCCACCAAUUCACUAUCUCAAAAAAUUAGAAUAUGGUGACAUGCCAAUCAGCUAAUCAACUCAAAACACCUGCAAAGGUUUCCUGAGCCUUCAAAAUGGUCUCUCAGUUUGGUUCACUAAGCUACACAAUCAUGGGGAAGACUGCUGAUCUGACAGUUGUCCAGAAGACAAUCAUUGACACCCUUCACAAGGAGGGUAAGCCACAAACAUUCAUUGCCAAAGAAGCUGGCUGUUCACAGAGUGCUGUAUCCAAGCACGUUAACAGAAAGUUGAGUGGAAGGGAAAAGUGUGGAAGAAAAAGAUGCACAACCAACCGAGAGAACCGCAGCCUUAUGAGGAUUGUCAAGCAAAAUCGAUUCAAGAAUUUGGGUGAACUUCACAAGGAAUGGACUGAGGCUGGGGUCAAGGCAUCAAGAGCCACCACACACAGACGUGUCAAGGAAUUUGGCUACAGUUGUCAUAUUCCUCUUGUUAAGCCACUCCUGAACCACAGACAACGUCAGAGGCGUCUUACCUGGGCUAAGGAGAAGAAGAACUGGACUGUUGCCCAGUGGUCCAAAGUCCUCUUUUCAGAUGAGAGCAAGUUUUGUAUUUCAUUUGGAAACCAAGGUCCUAGAGUCUGGAGGAAGGGUGGAGAAGCUCAUAGCCCAAGUUGCUUGAAGUCCAGUGUUAAGUUUCCACAGUCUGUGAUGAUUUGGGGUGCAAUGUCAUCUGCUGGUGUUGGUCCAUUGUGUUUUUUGAAAACCAAAGUCACUGCACCCAUUUACCAAGAAAUUUUGGAGCACUUCAUGCUUCCUUCUGCUGACCAGCUUUUUAAAGAUGCUGAUUUCAUUUUCCAGCAGGAUUUGGCACCUGCCCACACUGCCAAAAGCACCAAAAGUUGGUUAAAUGACCAUGGUGUUGGUGUGCUUGACUGGCCAGCAAACUCACCAGACCUGAACCCCAUAGAGAAUCUAUGGGGUAUUGUCAAGAGGAAAAUGAGAAACGAGAGACCAAAAAAUGCAGAUGAGCUGAAGGCCACUGUCAAAGAAACCUGGGCUUCCAUACCACCUCAGCAGUGCCACAAACUGAUCACCUCCAUGCCACGCCGAAUUGAGGCAAGAGAGUGUAUCUCGGUACACAUCGGUCAAGCAGGAGUUCAAAUGGGAAACUCCUGCUGGGAGCUGUACUGUUUGGAGCAUGGCAUCCAGCCGGAUGGGACAAUUGUUGGUGAUGGCAGCGCAUUGGCUGACUCUUCUUUUGGUACUUUCUUCAGUGAAACUGGUGCAGGGAAAUAUGUUCCUCGAGGGAUAUUCAUUGAUCUGGAGCCGACUGUUGUUGAUGAGAUCCGUAGUGGAGCAUAUCGACAACUUUACCACCCUGAACAGCUUAUCAGUGGCAAAGAGGAUGCGGCCAAUAACUAUGCAAGAGGUCACUAUACCAUCGGCAAAGAAAUCAUAGACCCUGUGUUGGACCGUAUGCGCAAAAUGGCAGAUCAGUGCACUGGUCUGCAGGGCUUUCUGAUCUUUCACAGUUUUGGUGGAGGAACAGGCUCUGGUUUUACAUCUCUCCUGAUGGAACGACUGUCUGUGGAUUAUGGUAAAAAGUCAAAGUUGGAGUUCUCGGUGUAUCCUGCCCCACAGGUGAGCACUGCUGUGGUGGAGCCCUACAAUUCGAUUCUUACGACUCACACCACGCUCGAGCACUCUGACUGCUCUUUCAUGGUGGAUAAUGAAGCCAUAUUUGACAUCUGUAAGAGAAAUCUUGAUAUUGAGCGCCCAUCCUACACCAACCUAAACCGGCUCAUAGCCCAGAUUGUGUCCUCCAUCACUGCAUCUCUGCGGUUUGAUGGAGCUCUGAAUGUAGACCUCACAGAGUUCCAGACCAACCUGGUCCCGUACCCUCGUAUCCACUUCCCACUUGUCACUUACUCUCCCAUUAUCUCUGCUGAAAAAGCAUACCAUGAGCAGCUCUCUGUACCGGAGAUCACCAACGCCUGCUUUGAGCCGGCGAACCAGAUGGUGAAGUGUGACCCUCGCCGUGGCAAAUACAUGGCCUGCUGUCUGCUUUACCGUGGCGACGUGGUCCCAAAAGAUGUUAACGCUGCCAUAGCCAGCAUCAAGACGCGACGCUCCAUCCAGUUUGUGGACUGGUGUCCCACAGGGUUUAAGGUCGGCAUCAACUACCAGCCACCCACUGUUGUGCCAGGAGGUGAUCUGGCCAAGGUGCAGAGAGCUGUCUGUAUGUUGAGUAACACCACGGCUAUCGCAGAAGCAUGGAGCCGCCUGGACCACAAGUUUGACCUAAUGUAUGCAAAAAGGGCUUUUGUACAUUGGUAUGUUGGUGAAGGGAUGGAGGAAGGAGAAUUCUCAGAGGCUCGAGAGGACAUGGCUGCCCUGGAGAAGGACUACGAGGAGGUUGGUGCUGAUUCCACUCAAGAUGGUGAGGAGGACGAGGAAGAGUAUUGAAGAUGAGAGCAUUUGAAAUGACACUUGUACCUUAAUAAAGUUGAAGCAUGUGAAACUUGACUGGUUUUGCCAUUCAUGACUUUAGAAUGGUGAUGACCUAUUUAAAUCCAUCUGUAGGUUUUGUGUGGAAGUUCUGCCAUUUUGUCGAGUGGAUUGAGGAGCGCACCUGACUUUGUUCAGGUGUCACUGGCUUUUGACUAAUUUCAAAAGUGGCUUUUGUCACAUGAAAAUAACACUCAGACA